Molecule: messenger RNA, 837 nt
Organism: Peronospora matthiolae
Lineage: Eukaryota; Oomycota; Peronosporomycetes; Peronosporales; Peronosporaceae
Source: the annotation of a GenBank genome assembly
AUGAGCGCCGGCUUUGAACUGAUGCAUCUCGGCAUGUCAUCUGCGCUUGAAAGUGAUGUUUCGAACCACAACGAGGAAGGCGAAGAACACGGGUCGCCCGCCGUCGCUCAAUCGAGAACAGAGUCAGAGCGCUCUGUUGCUAGGUACCCUUCGAAGCGAUCACGAAUGAACGACCCGGAAACGUUGCUCGAUCGCGACAUUAAAGUGAAAGACUCAAAGCAAGUCAAGGUGAACAAACGCCAAGCCGCAGCCAAUAAGAAGAAUCAGGAAAUGGUCGGGACAGAAGGACAAGAAUACCUACCUUUUGAAAAGGCUACGGUGUAUGGACGACGGGUUGAACAAAUUGGUCGCAAACUGCAUGGCGCUCCAGAGUCAGUGGCCCCGUAUCAUAACAGCAACCGAGUGAAACAGCCAAUUGCUAAUCCAAGCGAUAACGAUGCCUUCGUGUCGUCGAUAUUGUCAAAAUUUCAAGAAGGCGCGGAGAUCGUCGACAAAAACCGUUCACCUUCGCUUGGUGGAUCCCCGCACAGCAAUCGUGGCAACAACCUUUCCCAAGAGCUGCGCGGACGAUCUUGUGUGAUGCACGCAGGUCACAAAGAUGUAGAUGCCGCCAAGAACGUGAAAUGCUCAAACAAGACUGUCAUCAGCAUGCCAAGAAGAUUUCAGGAAUACUCAGUUCCUCGCAUGUUCAAUUGCGGCACUAGCUCUUCAGCACCGCCUGGACCUGGAUGCUCGUAUUCUGAUGCUGCUUUGGCUGCAUCAACACCGGUUUUCAGCUCCAGCAAUUCGUUUUCGAUGAAGUCAUGGUUUAAGCGACUCGACGGCAGAUUUCAUUAG